AUGAAGAUCGUCGACCCCCAAACCGCAACUUUGACCAACAUCGAAGUCCUAUCCUAUUUCACAGCAAAUCCACCUCGCAAAUCUGCUGCAGCACCUCCUGGAGCCAGGAAUUUCGUGCCGAAACCAGACCUUCGAGAUCACUGCACCGUUGUCACUGAGAUACACAAUUAUGUCGACCGAAUCUCCCCGCAUCUAUUCGACUACCCUCGCUACACGCAGGAGGGCCAGCGGCCAUUGACGAAUACAUUCCAACAGCCGUCUACAGACCAACAAGAACCAUACAUCCAAUCGACAGAACCCACGCCGCUAGACAAGGCAAUCCCAGCCCUGAUCAAAGAGCUUUUGCCAUUCAGCCUAACCAAGGCAGAAGUCAUGAUGAUGAUCAACCUUGGCCUCGGACUGAAACGCAAAGAGAAACUGCGCGAGGACGAGAUGGAGACGGACAAAGGGGAAGAGAACGGUGGCGAAAAGGAAGGGGAAGAAGAGGAGGAGGAGGAUGAUCUUUUUAAGGAUCAACCGAUCAUGGAUACCGUCAUUGAAGAUUUUAGUGAGAGACUGAAUGACGAGCAGUUCGUAAGCAUUGUGACUAUUAUGAGGAAACACCUGGGGAAAGAGGAAUCGUCUUGA
This is a messenger RNA of Talaromyces rugulosus, 627 nucleotides long. RefSeq lists its product as uncharacterized. The record is from RefSeq and is a predicted model, not a curated record. The transcript has 3 exons. Gene Ontology annotation, biological process: transcription initiation at RNA polymerase III promoter. Gene Ontology annotation, cellular component: RNA polymerase III complex. NCBI's taxonomy places the organism in Eukaryota, Fungi, Ascomycota, Eurotiomycetes, Eurotiales, Trichocomaceae. The coding region runs from base 1 to 627 and encodes 208 amino acids.